This is a messenger RNA of Prunus avium (sweet cherry), 2203 nucleotides long. Its product is annotated as DNA double-strand break repair RAD50 ATPase. Lineage: Eukaryota; Viridiplantae; Streptophyta; Magnoliopsida; Rosales; Rosaceae. The record is from RefSeq and is a predicted model, not a curated record.
CUCUGCUUCACAUGCUCUCAUUCCACCAAAUCCAUUAAGAACCAAGACAAAAGCUCAUUGGCUUUAGCCCUUAGGCUCUCUCUCUCUCUCUCUCUCUCUCUCUCUCUCUCUCUUGGUUUUCCAAGAUUCUACUGUAGAUAUGAUUUUCCUCUCUGCAAAUCAAAUCCAAGCGUUGUAUACCCACUUGUUAACGCUCUUAGUUCUUUUCUCUCCUUGAACAAAUUCACAGCUCUUGCUUUGUUCUACCCCCUGGUUGUAUAUGCUCUGUUCUUUUCUCUGUUUUUCAUGGCUGCUUUUACUACAGAUGGCAAAAAAUUUCAGGACCAAGAGAGUAAUAAUAACAGUAUCAAAAAUGAAGUUAGCAGGCAAGAAAUUCAAGCUGCCAUUGCCAAAGCAGUGGAGCUGAGAGCUCUUCAUGCUGCUUUGGUGCAAGGAAGCAGCCCUGCAAAUCUCAGGUUUCCUUCUUCUUCCCCUGCCUCACGCCCUGCUUCUCAGUUCUCUGCUCAAGACUACCCUGUUUUCACACCUAGUUAUGAAGAUGAACCAUUACCUGGGUACCAUCAUGUUCCAACGAUGAAUCGAACAUUAUCUGAAAGUUGGGAUGAAUAUGGCCUAGAAGAAGGCAAUGGGGAUGAAGCAGUUCUAUCAAGUUACAAGGACAACUCAUCUUCAAGAAAAGGGUUUCCUUCUGACUUAGCCAACUUUGAGUCCCAUGCUUGCCCAGCUGAGGAUCAUAAAUCUGUGACUGGCUCAUGUACGAACCAAAUCACUGUGCUUCAAACAUCACCUGCUAACGAGUUCUACAGGUCAAGUAGGAGAAAUAGUUUGGGGGAUUUCAACUCACUGUCAUCUUGUAAUAGAUGCAAGCCUGCAAUUAUAACCAGCGAAUCGGAAAAUGGAAUGAGAAACUGCAGGAAUUCUAAUACUGUUGUGCCAUUAACAGAUUCUCAUUCAUCCGUUCAGUCACAGCCAAAAAGCCGGAGUGUGAUUUCAUGGUUGUUUCCAAGGCUAAGGAAGAAGCAUAGGAAUGAAAGUUCUCCGAACCGAACAGAAUCCGAAGAAGUUUCCCAAGUUUAUAGGGACUUGGGGAUAAUGUCAAUUGAGACAUUGAAGAAGGAGCUCAUACAAGCAAAUGAGAAUAGAGAUGCAGCCUUAAUGGAGGUUUCUGAGAUGAAAUCUUCAGUGGGGGAGCUGAAACAGAAACUGGACUAUUUGGAAACUUACUGUGAAGAGCUGAAGAGAGCUCUAAGACAAGCAACACAUGCUAAGAGUUGCCAAACCCCGGAAAAGCUGGGGAAUUUUCCAAAGAGAGGAAAAUCCAAUGAUGGGAAUGCAGAAAACUUAAUGCCGGUCAGCGAGGAAGUAAUGGUGGAAGGUUUCUUGCAGAUAGUAUCAGAAGCAAGACUGUCAGUAAAACAAUUCUGCAAGAUCCUUGUAGCACAAAUUGAAGUAACAGAUAACACCCUGGUGGACAAUUUGAAUAUGCUUCUCCAACCAUUUAAAUUGUCAUUAAGUUCCAAGUACUCCAAGGCAGUUUUGUACCAUUUGGAAGCCAUCAUAAACCAGUCACUCUACCAAGACUUUGAAAACUGUGUGUUUCAGAAGAAUGGCUCUCCAAAGCUUCUAGACCCUCAACAAGCUUGCCAAGCACAGUUUUCAUCAUUUGUGGCUCUUAGAAAUUUGAGCUGGAAUGAAGUGUUAAGGAAGGGAACAAAGUAUUAUUGUGAGGAAUUCAGUAAGUUUUGUGAUCAGAAGAUGAGUUGCAUCAUUACAACACUAAAUUGGACUCGGCCAUGGCCUGAGCAGGUUCUUCAAGCAUUCUUUGUCGCUACCAAAUGCAUUUGGUUGCUUCAUUUGCUUGCGUUUUCAUUCAAUCCACCGCUAGGAAUUUUGAGGGUCGAAGAGAAUAGGAGCUUUGAUCCACAUUACAUGGAAGACAUGUUCAUGGAUAGGCAGAGAUCGCAUGGUUCAAGCCGAGUUAAGAUUAUGGUAAUGCCAGGGUUUUAUGUUCAGGACAAGGUUUUAAGGGGUAAAGUUCUUUGCAGGUACAAGUCUGCUGGUUCAAUAAGUUGACUCUUUUUCUUUGUUUAUAAAGUCUUUAUUAGGAUUUUUUUUUUCCCCUUUCUAAGGGUUAUCUAAUCAACAAGAGAAGCAUGUAACUUUGAUGUUUAUAUUUCAUUAAUUGUUCAAAGGGUUUCUUCCA